CGCGUGAACAGUUCGCGAAUUGUGCACAACGAUGCGUGAGAAUGUGUGAAAGUAACUAAGUGUAUUUAAUAAUAAACUUAAUUGAAAAGUAAAAAUCAAAAUAGACUUUCGGUGUACAGUGAAAACACUUGUAUAUUAAAUUUAAAAAAAAUUAAAAUAAAAUACUUAAAAACAAUAUUUAAAGAAAUUUUUAACUAAAUUUAGAUUCUGGAAAAAUAAGGGCGUGUAAUUAAGUGAAUAAUUAUUUUGUGAAGUGUGAAAUUGUGCGUCAGCAUUCUUACGCCCAUACGCGCGUUUGGCUCUCUCUGCCAUGGUGUAUGAUACCAUCGACAUUGCUGCAGAUAUUUUAGAUUUUCAUUUAGACACUUCAACCUCGAAACAAUUACAACAACAGCAACAUCAGCAGCAACCAAAUCAAAAUUUACCGCAUUCUUCGAGUAAUAGUACACUUAAAAUUCCCACUACGAAGAAACAGCAAAAAGUGUUUGAUCAGUUGUUGGUAAAUCAAGGACGUGAAAAUUCUACAAAUUUACCUUUCUUACCGCGUAGCGCGGAAAAUUUAAGUUGGACAUUUUUCGAACAUGUCUCAACGCUGGACAAUCAGCUGCGCGGUGAUGAAGAGCUCAGCUCUCCACCCACAAAUGGUUGCCAUUUAAUGACUACCUCACCCGCGCAUACACAAGGUAACACUGUUACAGGACCACCAGCAAAUUGCUUGGAGCAACCGCAAGAGACAAUCGCACGCAAUCAUCAACAGAAUUUUUACAACAACAACCACCACGACAGAGCGAUUUAA
Messenger RNA from Ceratitis capitata (Mediterranean fruit fly), 796 nucleotides. RefSeq lists its product as uncharacterized. The record is from RefSeq and is a predicted model, not a curated record. Bases 311 to 796 code for a protein of 161 amino acids. Lineage: Eukaryota; Metazoa; Arthropoda; Insecta; Diptera; Tephritidae. The transcript is spliced from 4 exons.